Messenger RNA from Calliphora vicina (urban bluebottle blowfly), 4981 nucleotides. It is a transcript of the gene Ptpmeg, whose product is annotated as protein tyrosine phosphatase Meg. NCBI's taxonomy places the organism in Eukaryota, Metazoa, Arthropoda, Insecta, Diptera, Calliphoridae. Gene Ontology annotation, biological process: protein dephosphorylation. The transcript has 13 exons. The record is from RefSeq and is a predicted model, not a curated record. Gene Ontology annotation, cellular component: cytoskeleton. Gene Ontology annotation, molecular function: cytoskeletal protein binding; protein tyrosine phosphatase activity. Bases 763 to 3729 code for a protein of 988 amino acids.
GUAGUUCACUUAACAAAAAAAUGUUUUUUAGUUCGAUAAAAUUCAUGAGCGGUGAUAAACGUCAAAAGAAAAAUUGUAACAGCAAAUAUUGUCAUUUCUUGUUUAACAAAAUUGAUUGAAUUAAUCAAAGUUUUGUCACUGCCCACUAUCCUCCGUACUGAAGAAAUUGAAAAGAAAACAAAACACAAAAAAAUAUAUACAAAUUGACAACAUCAAAUCUGAUUGACAUCCUAACUGAAUUGAAUUACUUUACACUCGACAAAAAAAAAAGUUUGAAACAGACAUAUCAAGAUACUGAUGUCAAGACUGUCAAAUCUAUUGCUGAAAUUUUUAUUAGAAAUUGAAAAAUUAUAUUAACAUCAACAACAAUUCCAUCCAAUUGAAAACGUCAAUAUCUUUAUAAAUUUUUUACACCAUAAUACAAUAUAAAACAACAAAAAAAAAACAAGAACCAAACCAUACGAAUAUUAUUGAACAAAUAAAUAUCUAUUUUAUGGUCGAUUUAUAAAAUAAACAUUGUUUUUGUUACAAAACAAAGACAAACAACAGAAUUAUUAUUAGAAUUACAAAUCAUACACAUACUAUAUCUAUUUAUCUAUAUGUAUGUACAUGGUGUUUGCUAAGCAAUCUUUUUAGCCUUUGUAACUUAUUAAUAAUAUUGACUAAACAAUUAAGAAGGCACAAGUCGGAUAUUAAGUAAGGAAAGAUAAAGACCACAAAAGAAAACAGAAACUAUUCUUCUUUUUAUCAUGGCGUAUUGCAAUGCUUGAACGUUUCCGUUUAUGUAAUUUAAGUCGUCACUGUCGUUUGCGAUCUACAGAACUGGCUCGAGAUAAGAAACAAAGACAACAAUGUGUUACAAUACUAUUUCUCGAUGACACUACCCAUACCUUUCGGAUAGAGAAACGUGCCAAAGGUGGCGAUUUACUUGAGCAAGUAUAUCAGUUUCUAGAACUAUCCGAAAGGGAUUAUUUUGGUUUAUUAUUUCCCACAAAACCUGGUGAUGUUGUGCGAUGGGUUGAUGCACAAAAGCCUUUUAAAAAACAAUGCAAUAGUAUUGCUAGUAUGGAUAAUGACACCGUUCCAUUAUUAGAAUUUAGAGUUAAGUUUUAUGUAAGUGAUCCCAGUCGUUUACAAGAAGAAUAUACACGUUAUCAGUUUUAUUUGCAAAUAAAACGUAACAUUUUGUUGGGCAAACUGCCAUGUUCAAUUAAUACACAAUGUCUGCUAGCUAGUUAUACCGUGCAAUCUGAACUAGGUGAUUUCAAUCCUUUAGAACAUCAACCUGGCUAUUUGAGUAAUUUGCAAUUGUUGGCCGACCAAUCAAGCGAUGCUGAACGUAAAAUAUCUGAAUUGCAUAAAUUACAUCGUGGCCAGUUGCCAGCUGAUGCUGAAUAUAAUUAUUUGGAACAUGCUAAACGACUGGAUUUAUAUGGCAUUGAUUUGCAUAAAGCUAUGGAUUCCAAUGGCAAAGAUUUGCAACUGGGUGUUUCUGCUAUAGGUCUGCUUGUCUUUCAAAAUUCUUUACGUAUUAAUACCUUCUCUUGGUCUAAAAUGGUUAAGGUUUCGUUUAAACGUAAAGAUUUCUUUAUACAACUACGUCGAGAACCGUCGGAAAGCUAUGACACUUUAUUAGGUUUUAGUAUGAAUUCUCAUAAACAUGCCAAGGCAUUGUGGAAAUCUUGUGUGGAACAUCAUUCGUUCUUCCGCCUAAAGAGACCUCAUCGUCUUUCGCGCUUCCUUAAUUUAAGUUUAGGAUCAAAUAGAUUUUAUUAUUCCGGUCGCACCGAGCUGCAAGCUGUUCAAGAAUCAAAGCAACGCUCCAAAAUUCAUAAGGCUUUUGUUCGUUCUCCCAGUAAGCGUUUAAUCACUAUUGGACCCGGUGGCACUACAACUUCCCCAUUGGCUAAUGGUGGCAGCGGUUCCGAUAGCAAUGGCAGUGUCUCACAUAAUGGUAAAACUCCGUCCGCAAUAGCUGCUGCACACACGUCCAUUUUAACCAUUACAAAAACUAGCCGUCCUCAUCAUGACAAUAAGGUUACGUCCAAACAAUUGGAUUCAAUGCCACGCAAAGCUUGGGAGCAACAUAGCGAUGAAUAUGACAUACAGCUUGAUACCGGCUAUAUUGAACAAUGCAGCCGCCGUUUUGAGUCUCCGGUUCCUGCGUAUAGUACUGGAUCCCACAGUCCCAAUGGCACUCAAAUGGGCGCAGCUAUAACCACGUACAUUAAUGGCUGUUCGACAGCCCCAGAAAGUGGCAGUGAUUUAAUUACAAUACGUUUAUUGGCCGACGAACAUGGACGUUUUGGUUUUAAUGUUAAAGGCGGCAUCGAUUUAAGUCUACCAGUGCAAGUAUCAAAAGUUGUACCCAAUACCCCAGCCGAUCGCUGUACGCCACGUGUCCGAGAAGGCGAUGAAGUUGUGCUAAUAAAUGGCCGAGAAGUACUAGGACUGAAGCACGAACAAGUUGUUAGCAUGAUAAAAGAGUGUCGUACUACACGUAAUGGCGAACUAUUAUUAACCAUGAGACCGGGUGGUAGUAGGGCUGGAGCAUUCUGCGAAGAAGAAGAACCUCUGUAUCAAUAUGUGCCAGAAAAUGAUGAAAUUGGCUCGCAUUCGAAUCUUUUGGAUGGUGACGCUUUAUUCACACAAAGUCUGCUGUUGUUAAGUGAUGGUCUGGCCUCCGGUGCUUUGUUGGCCCAGUAUGAGUUGAUGUAUCGUAAAAAUCCAGAUUUACUUAUAACUGAAGCACGCAAACCGGAAAACAUAGCAAAAAAUCGUUAUCGUGACAUAUCACCGUACGAUUGCACACGCGUCUCUUUAGUAAAUUGCUCAAGUGGUGAUUAUAUUAAUGCUAAUUAUGUUAACAUGGAAAUACCGGGUGGCAUCAAUCGCUAUAUUGCCACCCAAGGACCGUUGGUAUCAACAACCUCCGACUUUUGGCGCAUGGUCCAACAGGAGAGUAGCCAUUUAGUGGUGAUGUUAACCACAGUAAUGGAAGCGGGAAGACAAAAAUGCCACCAAUAUUGGCCAGUAACGGGUGAAGAACUGCAGUUGGGUGAGGGUUUUUCGGUGAAAUGUCUUAGUGAGAAACCAGAUGAGACCGGUAGUUUUGUAUUUCGGGAAUUUCUGCUGUGCGAUAAACGUACCGGCGAACAGCGUCACAUUCAACACAUGCAAUAUCUUGCCUGGCCAGAUCAUUGUGUACCAGCUGAUCCAAAUUUGUUUUUAGAAUUUGUCGAACGUGUCCGCAAUGCACGAAAUCGCUCGCUCUUGCAGGAAAUUGAAGAGAGUCUCAAGCAGGUGCGUUUGCUUGAUGCAGACGCCGAUGAAAAUGGCGGUCUCAUGUGUGAACGUAAAUGUGCUGCCAGCAAUGGUGUUACACCCGAAGAUGAAACUCCAGUUUCUACCAGUGUUCAUCAAUGUAUUAGUGCUGCCAAUCCCCCUGUCAUAGUUCAUUGCUCGGCUGGUAUUGGACGUACUGGUGUUCUUAUUCUUAUGGAUACUGCACUGGCUUUAAUGGAGGCUCGGGAGCCGGUUUAUCCUUUGGAUAUUGUACGUACAAUGCGUGAUCAAAGAGCAUGUAUGGUACAAAAUGUGAGCCAAUAUCGUUUUGUGUGUGAAUGCAUCUGUGCUGCUUAUAUGAAAAUGUCACGCAAUAGUGCUUUAUUGGCACAAGAAGAUGAAGACGACGAUGAAGAAGAUGACGAAGAAGACGAUGUUGAUUAGAGACAUAAAAUAUGUACUAUAUUAUAAAUUAUGUAUAACUAUUGGUAAUAAUGCACGUGCCUCUCUUUUUAAUUGGAACCACAAUAAUCUAAUACAAAUCUCUAACACGGAAACACACUCCAUACACACAGAUCCAUACAUAAACAGUAACUGAAACUGAAACACGCAUAUGGAAUAUAAUAUAUUUAUAUAGAAACAUGCAUAUAUAUAUUUUUUAUAUACAACUUACAGUAAACGAAAUUGAAACAAUAUACAUACAUUACAUGCAUUAUAAAACCUUAUUUAAUUUUAAGAUUCGACCUAAUUGUAUACGUAUUUUUUUCCAACAAUUUCUCCCUCAUCCCCCUUCCCACCAACAUAAUUGCAUAUUUUUUUCCCCAAAAAAAAUGGUAUUAUUAUAGAACAAUAUUAGUUUGCUUUGAAAAUUAUUUAAAAAAUGAUUUAUACGAUUUGCUGCAACGAUUGAUAAAAGCAUUUAAAAUGUCUAUAUAAUUUUAAUUUACAAUCAUUUAAUAUUACUUUAUACAUACAUACAUAUAACAUAUAAACCAUAGAGAAAUACGCAUAGAGCGGAAACUAAAAAAAAAACAAAUAAUCACACAUACGAGUAGUGUUGUUUUCACGUACUUCGGUUUUUGACAACUGAGUUAGGUGUAUGACAGCAGAAUUUCCUAUAUAUGUGUAUUUAUCUAUGAUAUAAACACUUAAAAUUUUAAUAAAAUAUAAUAAUUAUUGUCAAAUCUCUUCCUUUCUACAUUAUAAUUGAUUAUAUAAUUUGUAAGCUAUUUCUUAAAAUUGUCUUAGCCCAUAAGUUUUCCCUAAAUCCCUAAUUAAACAUUUACAUACAUAGUACAUUUAUGUUUUUCUCUUGAACCAUUUGCUAACAACAACACAAUUCAUUAUUGAAAUAUCUGUAAUGAAUUCUUUACAAAUUCAAUUACUUGUCACUGCUAUAUAUACUAUUUAAUGUAAACAUUUUAAUGGAUUAAAGAACAAAAAAAAUAAAGGAAACAACAAGAACUAUUAGUAUUCUAGCACCAAAAACAAAUUAUUUAUGCUAAAAUAUUCAUACAUACAUACACAUUAUAUAAUAUACAUACAAUACAUACAUAUAUAAAUGCAUAUAUAUUUAUUAUUGUAAUAAACAUUUUACAAUGUAGUUUGUCGUUUAAAAAUAAUGUUUUGUCUCUUAUAUUUUGUAAAAAUUAAAAUACAUUGAAUAAAAAACAUUUAGUUGUCAAUCAAUAAAGGA